Messenger RNA from Cololabis saira (Pacific saury), 662 nucleotides. RefSeq names its product tetratricopeptide repeat domain 36 (gene ttc36). Bases 42 to 605 code for a protein of 187 amino acids. The transcript is spliced from 3 exons. Gene Ontology annotation, biological process: cilium assembly. Gene Ontology annotation, molecular function: protein binding. Lineage: Eukaryota; Metazoa; Chordata; Actinopteri; Beloniformes; Belonidae. The record is from RefSeq and is a predicted model, not a curated record.
GUGUCACGGUUUCCCUCUUUUCCUCCAAAGAUACCUAUAAGAUGACUUCUGCACAUGACAAAGCUGUCCUCCAGGCUAUAUUCAACCCCUCCACCCCCUUUGGGGACAAUCCUGGCCUUUACCAGGAGGACGAAUUAACUGAUGAUGACAGCGGUUUUGACACAGAGUUGCUGAGGCAAGUGAAAGAGUUGGAGAUGCGGGGUGUCUCAGCGGCAGAGGCUGGGGAUUUGCAAGCUGCACUUCAGCUGUUCAGCCAGGCAAUCCGGAUCCUGCCUGCGCGAGCCUCCGCCUACAACAACCGGGCCCAGGCCCUGCGGCUGCAGGGGGACGCAGCAGGGGCCCUGCAGGAUCUGGACCGGGCCAUCACCCUGAGCGGCGGCGCUGGGCGCACUGCCUGCCAGGCUCUGGUGCAAAGAGCUCUCUUACGUCGGUUGGAAUGCCAGAACGACGACGCCAGAGCGGAUUUUGAGAGAGCAGCUGCGCUCGGGAGUGAAUUUGCUCGUCAGCAGGCCGUGGUCCUCAAUCCCUAUGCUGCCCUGUGCAACAAAAUGCUCUCAGAGGUGAUCAACAAGCUUCGCAACCCUCAGGCACCGGAGAUGCAGUAGUUAAUGAUGUGUUGCAUGUGCACCUUUUUGUUCUGAUGUCAAUAAAAAAAAAAAACU